Messenger RNA from Musca vetustissima, 540 nucleotides. Its product is annotated as ADP-ribosylation factor-like protein 2-binding protein. Gene Ontology annotation, cellular component: mitochondrial intermembrane space. Gene Ontology annotation, biological process: maintenance of protein location in nucleus; positive regulation of tyrosine phosphorylation of STAT protein. The record is from RefSeq and is a predicted model, not a curated record. NCBI's taxonomy places the organism in Eukaryota, Metazoa, Arthropoda, Insecta, Diptera, Muscidae. The transcript has a single exon.
AUGGAUUCAGCAGCUAUCACGGAAGAUGCCACAAAUCCCGAUAUCAUUAUUAGCAUAACACAGGGCAGUGAAUUUUUCGAUGAAGUUAUUGGACAUAUUGAAGACAUUGUCCUCAGUGAUGAAUUCCAUCAAAUGCAAGAAGAAUUCCUGGAGCAGCAUUGGCAGUGCAUUGAACCCAUCGAAGAAAAUAAAUUAGAAUAUAUGGAUAUCUUUCAAGAGUAUAGUAGCAAAUUUGAAAAUUAUAUUAUGCAAGAGCUGCAGCGGAGAAUGGAAAAUUUUGACAUGCAAAAAUUUGUAGAGGAAUUGAGGUAAAGAGGAAAAUUUUAUUUUAAGAAUAUUUUAAUGAUUUAUUUUCGUUUCAGUUCGUAUGACUCCCAUCAAGAUCCUUAUGGUUUUGGCGAUUCGGAAAUAUUCGAAUUGUUACAGUCAUUUAGUGAUUUUCAAACAUUCAAAGAUUUAAUGUUGGACUAUCGUUGCAAAAAGGAAGGUCAUGUACCGCAAUUGGACUUUGAUAUUCUAAUAACGACGCCGUUGAGAUGA